AUGCUGCCUCCAGUAGACCUAGCUGUCUUCACCAACAAUCCCGGCUUUUCGAAACUCUACAAGACCGUCACUGGUGCCCUUCUGAACUCAGAUGGAUCAACCAAGGUAGACGAAGCCGCGAAGAAGCGCGAUGCAGUCCGCGAUGAGCUCAAAGCCCACCGCCUCAAGGCCACGAGGAUACACCUCCUGCGCCAGGCCAUCUCGACCGCAGUACCUGACACAACACCAUCUCAGCCCUCCAAGCAGCAGCAGCAGCAACAACACCGACGAACGAAGUCGAAACCCCAGCCACAAACCCAGCAGAGUCCACCACUACCACCCGAGAUCAUGGAUAUCCUCCUCCUGAUACCACCGUUCCUAUCCCACGCCUCGACCAUGACGCCCGCCGCCCUUACGCUCCUCCUCUCCAGACCGCCUUUCUCCGACCUAGCGACACACUUCCCACAGCUAAUCGAAGUCAUAUCCGGCCGCCUGACACGGCAAGCGAACUCCCUGGCGCGGGCACUUCGUCCAACAACCAACGCCUCAUACAUCCACCGUUCGAUCCCCCUACUACCCUCCACGACAAUAACCCUCCUCGACACCCUCGCAACCUCCAAGCAGACCCUCACGGCCGCCCGCCUAGCCGCCACCACGUCCCUGACAUCCUACCUCCGCCAGCACACGCAAGCCCUGACGCUCCUCCUGCGCGCCCUCGAAGUCAAACACGGCGCAGCGGCGCGGUCAUCCGAACUCCGCGCCGAAAACGCAUGCCUCGAGGCGCAGACCUGUGCCCUCGCCGUCGAGGCCCUGCUGUGGGAUGCGCGCAGCACCGUCUACCCGCCCGAAGCCCGCGUCGCGCUGGCGAACUACAGACGGCACCUGCGGGUCGCGCGCAUGCGGCUGGCCGACGGGUCGCGGGUGCGGGAGGCGGAACUGGCGGACUAUGGGGUGCCUGUGCGCAGCGACGAGAAGGAUGCUAGGCCGGGCAGGGGUAGGGGAGGAAAGGGGGACGAGGGCAAGGAGCGGACGAUGCGCGAGAUGGCGAGGGUGUGGAGGGAGAUGGAGACGAGGCUGGGGGAGGUCAGGGGUGAUUUGAACCGGCUGGGUUGA
Messenger RNA from Anthostomella pinea, 1092 nucleotides. Lineage: Eukaryota; Fungi; Ascomycota; Sordariomycetes; Xylariales; Xylariaceae. The record is from the annotation of a GenBank genome assembly.